UGCGGGGUAUCUGUAUUUCGUGGAAAGUAGUUCCCAAGACAGAAAGUGUCGUACUGCUUAAGUUGACUUCAAGCUGUGAUGUGAUAGGCAAUAAUCACCAGUCUGUUUUGGCUCGUGUUUGGUGUCGGUUGUAUUCGUUACUCAGAUCGCAGAUAUGUUAGCCGGAGGAACUACAGAGACCAAGCCACCAUGUGACGAGGUCCAGCAACUUCUGAUACAAGUGAAGGGCCAGGUGGAGGACAAGCUGGGCCGCGAGGUGUCACAGUUCACACUCCUCUCCUACAAGACUCAGGUUGUCGCCGGGACUAACUACUUUGCUAAGGUUGACAUAGGUGAGGAGGAGGUUGUUCACAUGCGAGUGUAUAAGGACCUGAAGCAGAAUUUGUCUCUCCACUCUAUCCAACACCCUAAGGCUAAGGAAGAUGACAUUGCUUACUUCUGAUGGCUAAAAUCACCAUCUACUUCUCCCAGGACUCAAGAGGCAUCAAACUCCUCAAGCAUCCCACAAACCUAACAUCUGGACAGAUCUCAGUCUACCAACCAUAAAGCUCUAGAACUUUACUCUUCUAUGAUGUCUCUAAAUCAGAAAUCUAAUUUGUCAACAUACCACAUAAUUAUUGACUCGUGUACUAGUUUUUGUACAACAGCGAAAAUCUUAAACUGUGUCUGAUGAAUUUAUGGGCUUUUCCAUGGCUUUUAAGAAAAGUUCUGUCAAGAUUAAUUUUACUUCUUCAAACUACAGAAAUUAUUGUACAGUAUAAGUAUUUUAUUGUUAUUAAUGAGUUUUGAAAUAUAUAUAUUAUAAUCAGUAAAAUUAUUGAAAAGAUUAUUUUACUUAAAUUUAACAUUGUUGUCAUAUUAGUAAGUUGUAAAAAUUUUGUCUCUAUACCAAAUACAUUCAGUGUGGUAGUGUUUAAUAUGAUACAUUUUAUAAUCAAUAAAUAUAUAAGUGAUAUAAUUUACUAUUUUACCAUC
Messenger RNA from Homarus americanus (American lobster), 975 nucleotides. RefSeq names its product cystatin-A-like. The transcript has 4 exons. Gene Ontology annotation, cellular component: cytosol. The record is from RefSeq and is a predicted model, not a curated record. The coding region runs from base 155 to 442 and encodes 95 amino acids. Gene Ontology annotation, molecular function: cysteine-type endopeptidase inhibitor activity. NCBI's taxonomy places the organism in Eukaryota, Metazoa, Arthropoda, Malacostraca, Decapoda, Nephropidae.